AUGCCGCAUGCCGGUGGAGCUUUCUAUGCCUGCGGAAGCGUCAAGGCGGCGUGGAGAAACUGGUCCGGACAGCUGGGGGAGAACCAGGGCCGGGUUUAUCUCGAUGAUGCUGCUGUGAACUACGACAAGACCGCGGUGGUGGGCCCGGCAGCCCUGGUCGAGAAAGAGUGGUACGAAGUGGCAGUUCGGAAGAUUUCCCUGGUCUGCAAACUUGACGUUCUGGUUGCCCGGCGUCUCGGGGGAGGGGAAGCGCUACCACUGAGCUUCGAUGCGGCCACGAUCUUCCAGAUGGGGGGUCUGGCCAGAGGCUCCAAAGAAGAAUUCGUGACCCUGGGGCUAUCACUGUGGGCUUUCUACUACAUUGUCCUCGACAUUACCGCUCGGUCCGUCUCCUUCAUCCCACAAGAGCCGGGCACGGAAGCUUUAAGAAGCGCCAUCCAGGAGAAAUUUCUGGCUGAAGCCGAGUCUCUUGGGCCUGCUGCCACACGGGAAGUGGCGCCGGAUGGAAGAGCUGCAACGGUAGGCGUGACGGCACGAAGCAAUUUGCGGCCGUUGGUCUAUCGACCCCCAUGCAAGUCGGCGUAG
Symbiodinium sp. CCMP2592 is the source of this 585-nucleotide messenger RNA. Lineage: Eukaryota; Dinophyceae; Suessiales; Symbiodiniaceae. The record is from the annotation of a GenBank genome assembly.